Molecule: messenger RNA, 3438 nt
Organism: Paecilomyces variotii
Lineage: Eukaryota; Fungi; Ascomycota; Eurotiomycetes; Eurotiales; Thermoascaceae
Exons: 3
Coding region: 1-3438 (1145 amino acids)
Biological process (GO): nucleoside metabolic process
Molecular function (GO): catalytic activity; protein binding
Source: RefSeq, a predicted model, not a curated record
AUGAAACGAACUCGUCCUCGGACUGAAGACUUUACGGUAGGAUGGAUAUCCGCUUUGCCUCUCGAGUACGCCGCCGCCAAAGCAAUGCUCGAUGAAGAAUACGAGGGCGACGGCCAUAUGGUCCAGUACACACUCGGGCGUAUCCACGAUCACAAUGUUGUCAUGGCCUGCUUACCAGCAGGGCAGAUUGGAACAAAUGCAGCAGCGACAACCGCGGCACUCAUGCGGUCCAGGUUUCCAGCUCUUCGAUUCAGUCUUCUUGUAGGAAUUGGAGGGGGAGUUCCGAGCAAAGAUGCCGAUAUUCGACUUGGUGAUGUCGUGAUAAGCCAACCGCAAGGGGGAUACGGAGGUGUUGUCCAAUAUGAUCUAGGGAAAACGCUCCCGGGAGGAAAGCAUGUUGCAACAGGUCUUAUGAAUGCGCCAUCACGGGAAUUGCUUACCGCUGUAUCAAUUUUGCGGUCGGAGCAAACUGCGGGAAGGAGUAAUCUAUCGCAGUAUCUUUCCGAACUAUGUCAACUUACCGAGUUUAGUCGAUACAACAACGGCCCCGACAACCUUUUCAAUUCUCUAUAUAACCAUGUUGGCGAAACAUGCGAUGAAUGUGAUCAAGCAAUGAUCAUACCACGAGCGCCACGGAUCAGUGAUGAACCCCGUAUUCACUUUGGUACCAUAGCUUCAGGAAACCAAGUCAUCAAAGAUGGGACAACAAGAGACAGGCUCAGUGCUGAGUUUGGAGGUGUUCUCUGCUUCGAAAUGGAAGCUGCAGGUUUGAUGAACCAGAUUGACUGCCUUGUCAUCCGCGGCAUUUGCGACUAUUCAGAUUCGCAUAAGAACAAGAAAUGGCAACCAUUUGCUGCUGCCGCCGCCGCCGCUUGCGCAAAAGAGAUUCUAUCAUCUGUUCCUAGCGGUUCACGUGAAGAGCGGUCGUCCUAUAUGGACUCAUUGAGAUUUGAGCAAAUGCAGUCUAGACAGGAAACAAUCAAAAACGCUCAUGUCAACACAUGUCGGUGGUUACUUAAGAGAUCUGAAUAUCGGGAAUGGCUUGACUUUAACAAAUUCGACGAUCACAAAGGCUUUCUGUGGAUCAAAGGCAAACCAGCGACAGGAAAAUCAACCAUCAUGAAAUUUGCCUAUACUCAGACUGUCAAGAAGAUGAGAGAUAAAAAUAUUAUCUCGUUUUUCUUCAAUGCCAGGGGUGACGAGAUGGAAAAGUCUGCAUUGGGAAUGUACCGAUCACUUCUAUGGCAGCUGCUUCACAAGCUUCCGGACCUUCAAAUUGUAUUUGACGCAUUAAAAUUAGUACAGCCGAUGACUAUCGAAUAUCACAGAUGGGGGCUAGAAAACACCCAAAGUCUUUUGAAGGAAGCAAUUGAAAGACUUGGACAGCGGCCCUUGGUGUGUUUUGUUGAUGCCCUUGAUGAAUGCGAGGAGGAUCAGGUACGAGAUAUGAUAUCAUUCUUUGAACAACUUGGACGAGUGGCUCGUAAGUCACAUUGCCAGUUAAAUGUAUGCCUUUCCAGCAGGCACUAUCCUCACAUUUCAAUAUCAGCCGGGAUUGAAUUGGUCCUAGAAGGCCAGGCAGAUCACACCCAAGAUAUUGAGAAAUAUAUAAAUGCUCAACUCAGGAUCCAGGAGGCUCAACUGGCUGAUACAAUCAAAAAGGAGGUACUUAAGAGGUCGUCAGGGAUCUUUUUAUGGGUCGUCCUGGUCGUGCAAAUGCUCAACAAACUGAUCGAUCGUGGUCAGAUACAUAAAGUUCGACAGGAGCUACUCAAGAUUCCUAAUGGAUUACAUGAACUUCUGGAGGAUAUCCUGAUGAGAGGAGAGCGCAACAUGGCAGAAAUGGUUCUGUGUCUGCAAUGGAUCUUGUACGCAAAGCGCCCGCUGAGUUGCGAAGAGCUCUACUUUGCUAUACUGUCCGGGAUAGAAACUGAACUCGAAUCCUUCAUUGAGUUGAAUCCAAAAAUCGCCAAAGCGCUUAUGAAAAGGUUUAUUCUCGAUUCAUCCAAAGGGCUGGCAGAAGAAACGAAAUCGACAAACCCUACAAUUCAAUUCAUUCAUGAAUCUGUCCGUGACUUUCUACUCAAGGAAAACAUUCUUGAUAAGAUUGGGAUUCAUUCAAGCAGCAAUUUUUCUGCUCUGAGCCAUGACUCUCUGAAGAAAUGUUGCUUAGCUUACAUGCGACUUGGCGGAUCAUUGGACCUAACGGAACCUUUCCCAAAAGCUUCAUCUGGCGACGCAAGGGUUCUUCGCGAACGAACAAUCGAAAGACUCCCUUUCCUUCAAUACGCAGUGCAGCAUGUCCUGCAUCACUCCAAUGCCUCUGAGAAGUAUGGAGUCUCACAAGACGCCUUUCUAGAAGCAUUCCCUCUCGACAUAUGGAUCACUUUGAAUAACCUGUUUGAGAGAUACGAAAUACGUCGAUACACUCCUCACGCAAGUCAGUUAUACAUUUUCGCAGACAAGGACCUAACAAGUCUUAUCCACGUUGUGCUUCAACAUGUUCCUGUGAUAAAUGUCGAAGGCGAAAGAUACAGGUGGCCACUGCUAGCAGCUAUAGCCCACAAAAACGAAGAUACUGCAAAAGCACUUCUGGAACCGGACCCUAAUCUGAACACCGAAACCGCAACACCUUUUCCUACUGCUACAGAAUACCAAGAUGCGAUCAAUCAUAUGCUUAACCUUGGAGAGGCAAUUGCCACAAGGGACUUCUCUAUUCAGUCCUAUGCCAUACGGCAACAAAAUUGGGCUAUGCUCAAGGUCCUGUUUGCAUCUAAAGCAUAUGCAAAUUCUCGAGGGGAGUUGGGGCGUGAAAUGCUCCUUUUCGCCGCAACACGUGGGAAUGCAGAGAUGGUCCAAAUACUACUUCAAAACGGUGCAGAUAUCGAGGCUAAAGUAUGUGGUCCCAGACUACUUUCUUUGGCAGUGCAAAAUGGACAUCUGGAGAUUAUAGUCCAACUACUGCUUCAGAACGGCGCAUAUCUCGAGGCCAAAGAUAGUUCUGUUCAGGAAACACCGUUAUGUUCGGCAGCCCGACAAGGAUAUACGGAUAUAGUCGAGCUACUGCUUCAGAACGGUGCAGAUACUGAAGCUAACGACUAUUAUGCAUAUACACCGCUUUGUUUGGCGGCACAAAGAGGACAUACAGAUAUAGUCCAAAUGCUACUUCAAAGUGGGGCAUAUAUUGAAUCCAAGGACAGUCUUUAUCAAGAAACACCACUUUCAUUGGCAGCACGAGGAGGACAUACUGAUACAGUCCAAAUACUACUUCAAAAUGGUGCAUAUAUUGAAUCCGAGGACAGUCUUUUCCAAGAAACACCACUUUCUUUGGCAGUACAAAAUGGACAUACAGACGUGGUCCAAGUGCUACUGAGAUAUGGCGCAAAAAUUAACUUUAUGGAUUCAAUCUUAAUGCAAGUGGGAUAUACAAAUAGUUAG